CAUGUGCAAAGGGAGCAAAACCUGUCUUUCUGCUUUUUUGUUGUAAACCGAGAAGUCUGUAGUCCCUGGGCAUUUGCGCGUUUGCAAAACCCUGUGCUCUGCCUGCGACGGUGACUCUUGGGUCUGAGCCCCAGUGUCCACAAUGAGGACCCCGAUGGUGAUGAUUCUUGGGCUGAUUUGUGCCCCGGUCGGCUACGUGCUGAUCCUUACGUGCACCGUGGCCCCAAACUGGAGGGACGUGACCGAGAUCCCCACCGGCUCACUGGACGAGGUGCAUCACCAGGGGCUCUGGGAGAUCUGCAGGGACCUGCAAUCGGUGCGAGAACUGUCCUGCGGCCAGCAGGACGAUGUCUACUUCAAUGACCAAGUGAUCAGCAUAGCGAGAGGACUGAGCAUUGCCUCUCUGGUGGUGUCCGCCGCUGGCAUCCUGUUGGCGUCCUGGGGCGUCCGCUGCUGGACGGAGACCCCCAGCCCAGCCAUUGCCGGGGCUGGCGGGAUCAUCCUGUUGAUCGGCGGAGUCCUGAUGCUGAUCCCCGUCUCCUGGUACACGGACCGUCUCAACCAAAUCCCCAACACCGUGGCCGGUGCCAGACUCACAGUCGGAUACGCCGUAGUCCUUGGCUUCGUAGGCGGUUGCCUCAUAGCGAUCGGGGGCAUCUGCCUGAUGUUCAGCUUCGGCAAGUUAAGGAGACGAAAGAGAUCAACCUUUGAGAAUUAUUACCCGAAGAGCGCGGCAAAGCCAGCAAACAGAUACCCCACUGGGAUCUCCAACCCAAUCGCUGUCGUAGAUGUCCCACCUUCCGCCCGCACCUCCACAACUCCCUGGGAUGACGACUUGUGAUCAUCUGCUGAUAAACGGCAUGGAUGGCACCAUUUGGGAUCAAGAAGGGUUUUCAACACCACAUCGCUGAAAAGCCUGCUGACUGAGAAAACCAUUGUCUCCCAAGAUCUUUCACAAGGCACACAUGCUUCUGUUUUCAACUAAUAUUACUAUUUGAUCGUUAUUGCUUGAUCAAAAUCUUGGAACACUCAGCCUAACAGAAUUAUAAAAUGACUUUUGUUCCAUAGCUGUUUGUGGUUUGUAAAGGAGCCCAACUACUUUCCCAUGGGGCAAGGAGGCCAACCAAUGUCAGCUCUCACGGUGACCCCGAGAACAAACUAAUCUAACACAUCUAUUAAUUGCAGAAGUUAAUGGGAGCAACAAUGGGCCAUAUUACUUGUUUUGAACUGGAGAAAACAAGCAUGAGACAAGAUUGAGAGAAAACUCACCUUAAUAAUACAUUUUAGUGUUUAUCAAAGAUCAAAAAACGAAGGAUUACAGAUUAUAGCACUUCUGAACACAAAUGACGAGGUUAAAAAUAGCUUGGUAUAAUUAUGAAAUGAAACCAUAAUUAGCCUCAAAGCAAUCUAUUGUGCAUGCCAGGAAUGGAAUUUGAAAUAUGUCUGGAAAAAUAAACCUUAACUGAAAUGUAAAUGAGUAUGAUUAUGCAAGCAAGAUUAAACAUGUCCAACUGAUUUUUUUGAUUAAAUGCAGUGUGAUCAAACAAA
Molecule: messenger RNA, 1548 nt
Organism: Leucoraja erinaceus (little skate)
Lineage: Eukaryota; Metazoa; Chordata; Chondrichthyes; Rajiformes; Rajidae
Product: claudin-23-like
Exons: 2
Coding region: 143-841 (232 amino acids)
Biological process (GO): cell adhesion; bicellular tight junction assembly
Cellular component (GO): bicellular tight junction; plasma membrane
Molecular function (GO): structural molecule activity
Source: RefSeq, a predicted model, not a curated record